Messenger RNA from Penicillium griseofulvum, 336 nucleotides. RefSeq lists its product as uncharacterized. The transcript has a single exon. The coding region runs from base 1 to 336 and encodes 111 amino acids. The record is from RefSeq and is a predicted model, not a curated record. NCBI's taxonomy places the organism in Eukaryota, Fungi, Ascomycota, Eurotiomycetes, Eurotiales, Aspergillaceae.
AUGUCUUAUGAACAAGAAGCACCCGGAUGGGUCAAAGGGGAUGGGAACGGCAAUUUCAGCUCCGAAUUCACAUUGCCCAACGGCGUCAGAAAGCAAUUCAACGGCAAAAUCUCAUCAGCCGUUCCAGAAUUUGUUGCAACUCUUUCCAAGGUUUCUUACGAUAAGGAGGGCAGCCUAUCUGGCGACUACAAUUUCGACAAGGCUCUCGUGGGCGCAGCUACAAUCUCCCUACCCCUAGAAGAUGGUGUUGGAAAAGUUCAUAUUACGGGCAACCUUAAUCCUUAUCUGACCAAGGCCUAUACUGCUACUGGAUCUGGAACAUGGAGUAGCACCUGA